AUGUGUCAAUGGAACAAUCUCCCUCACUCUGGAGUCUCCCUCACUCUGGUGUCUCCCUCACUCUGGUGUCUCCCUCACUCUGGUGUCUCCCUCACUCUGGUGUCUCCCUCACUCUGGUGUCUCCCUCACUCUGGUGUCUCCCUCACUCUGGUGUCUCCCUCACUCUGGUGUCUCCCUCACUCUGGUGUCUCCCUCACUCUGGUGUCUCCCUCACUCUGGUGUCUCCCUCACUCUGGUGUCUCCCUCACUCUGGUGUCUCCCUCACUCUGGUGUCUCCCUCACUCUGGUGUCUCCCUCACUCUGGUGUCUCCCUCACUCUGGUGUCUCCCUCACUCUGGUGUCUCCCUCACUCUGGUGUCUCCCUCACUCUGGUGUCUCCCUCACUCUGGUGUCUCCCUCACUCUGGUGUCUCCCUCACUCUGGUGUCUCCCUCACUCUGGUGUCUCCCUCACUCUGGUGUCUCCCUCACUCUGGUGUCUCCCUCACUCUGGUGUCUCCCUCACUCUGGUGUCUCCCUCACUCUGGUGUCUCCCUCACUCUGGUGUCUCCCUCACUCUGGUGUCUCCCUCACGCUGGUGUCUCCCUCACUCUGGUGUCUCCCUCACUCUGGAGUCUCCCUCACUCUGGAGUCUCCCUCACUCUGGAGUCUCCCUCACUCUGGUGUCUCCCUCACGCUGGUGUCUCCCUCACGCUGGUGUCUCCCUCACUCUGGAGUCUCCCUCACUCUGGAGUCUCCCUCACUCUGGUGUCUCCCUCACUCUGGUGUCUCCCUCACUCUGGUGUCUCCCUCACUCUGGUGUCUCCCUCACUCUGGUGUCUCCCUCACUCUGGUGUCUCCCUCACUCUGUGGUGUCUGCUCCUCACUCUGGUGUCUCCCUCACUCUGGUGUCUCCCUCACUCUGGUGUCUCCCUCACUCUGGUGUCUCCCUCACUCUGGUGUCUCCCUCACUCUGGUGUCUCCCUCACUCUGGUGUCUCCCUCACUCUGGUGUCUCCCUCACUCUGGUGUCUCCCUCACUCUGGUGUCUCCCUCACUCUGGUGUCUCCCUCACUCUGGAGUCUCCCUCACUCUGGUGUCUCCCUCACGCUGGUGUCUCCCUCACUCUGGUGUCUCCCUCACUCUGGUGUCUCCCUCACUCUGGUGUCUCCCUCACUCUGGUGUCUCCCUCACUCUGGUGUCUCCCUCACUCUGGUGUCUCCCUCACUCUGGUGUCUCCCUCACGCUGGUGUCUCCCUCACUCUGGUGUCUCCCUCACUCUGGUGUCUCCCUCACUCUGGUGUCUCCCUCACUCUGGUGUCUCCCUCACUCUGGUGUCUCCCUCACGCUGGUGUCUCCCUCACGCUGGUGUCUCCCUCACGCUGGUGUCUCCCUCACGCUGGAGUCUCCCUCACUCUCGAGUCUCCCUCACUCUCGAGUCUCCCUCACUCUCGAGUCUCCCUCACUCUCGAGUCUCCCUCACACUCUGGUGUCUCCCUCACACUCUGGUGUCUCCCUCACACUCUGGAGUCUCCCUCACUCUGGUGUCUCCCUCACUCUGGUGUCUCCCUCACUCUGGUGUCUCCCUCACUCUGGUGUCUCCCUCACUCUGGUGUCUCCCUCACUCUGGUGUCUCCCUCACUCUGGUGUCUCCCUCACGCUGGUGUCUCCCUCACGCUGGUGUCUCCCUCACGCUGGUGUCUCCCUCACGCUGGAGUCUCCCUCACUCUCGAGUCUCCCUCACUCUCGAGUCUCCCUCACUCUCGAGUCUCCCUCACUCUCGAGUCUCCCUCACACUCUGGUGUCUCCCUCACACUCUGGUGUCUCCCUCACACUCUGGAGUCUCCCUCACUCUGGUGUCUCCCUCACUCUGGUGUCUCCCUCACUCUGGUGUCUCCCUCACUCUGGUGUCUCCCUCACUCUGGUGUCUCCCUCACUCUGGUGUCUCCCUCACUCUGGUGUCUCCCUCACUCUGGUGUCUCCCUCACUCUGGUGUCUCCCUCACUCUGGUGUCUCCCUCACUCUGGUGUCUCCCUCACUCUGGUGUCUCCCUCACUCUGGUGUCUCCCUCACUCUGGUGUCUCCCUCACUCUGGUGUCUCCCUCACUCUGGUGUCUCCCUCACUCUGGAGUCUCCCUCACUCUGGUGUCUCCCUCACGCUGGAGUCUCCCUCACUCUGGUGUCUCCCUCACUCUGGUGUCUCCCUCACUCUGGUGUCUCCCUCACUCUGGUGUCUCCCUCACUCUGGUGUCUCCCUCACUCUGGUGUCUCCCUCACUCUGGUGUCUCCCUCACUCUGGUGUCUCCUUCACGCUGGUGUCUCCCUCACGCUGGUGUCUCCCUCACGCUGGUGUCUCCCUCACGCUGGAGUCUCCCUCACUCUCGAGUCUCCCUCACUCUCGAGUCUCCCUCACUCUCGAGUCUCCCUCACUCUCGAGUCUCCCUCACACUCUGGUGUCUCCCUCACACUCUGGUGUCUCCCUCACACUCUGGAGUCUCCCUCACUCUGGUGUCUCCCUCACUCUGGUGUCUCCCUCACUCUGGUGUCUCCCUCACUCUGGUGUCUCCCUCACUCUGGUGUCUCCCUCACUCUGGUGUCUCCCUCACUCUGGUGUCUCCCUCACGCUGGUGUCUCCCUCACGCUGGUGUCUCCCUCACGCUGGUGUCUCCCUCACGCUGGAGUCUCCCUCACUCUCGAGUCUCCCUCACUCUCGAGUCUCCCUCACUCUCGAGUCUCCCUCACUCUCGAGUCUCCCUCACACUCUGGUGUCUCCCUCACACUCUGGUGUCUCCCUCACACUCUGGAGUCUCCCUCACUCUGGUGUCUCCCUCACUCUGGUGUCUCCCUCACUCUGGUGUCUCCCUCACUCUGGUGUCUCCCUCACUCUGGUGUCUCCCUCACUCUGGUGUCUCCCUCACUCUGGUGUCUCCCUCACUCUGGUGUCUCCCUCACUCUGGUGUCUCCCUCACUCUGGUGUCUCCCUCACUCUGGUGUCUCCCUCACUCUGGUGUCUCCCUCACUCUGGUGUCUCCCUCACUCUGGUGUCUCCCUCACUCUGGUGUCUCCCUCACUCUGGUGUCUCCCUCACUCUGGUGUCUCCCUCACUCUGGAGUCUCCCUCACUCUGGUGUCUCCCUCACGCUGGAGUCUCCCUCACUCUGGUGUCUCCCUCACUCUGGUGUCUCCCUCACUCUGUCUCCCUCACUCUGGAGUCUCCCUCACUCUGGAGUCUCCCUCACUCUGGAGUCUCCCUCACUCUGGUGUCUCCCUCACUCUGGAGUCUCACUCAUUCUGGAGUCUCCCUCACUCUGGAGUCUCCCUCACUCUGGUGUCUCCCUCACUCUGGAGUCUCCCUCACUCUGGAGUCUCCCUCACUCUGGAGUCUCCCUCACUCUGGAGUCUCCCUCACUCUGGAGUCUCCCUCACUCUGGAGUCUCCCUCACUCUGGAGUCUCCCUCACUCUGGAGUCUCCCUCAUUCUGGAGUCUCCCUCACUCUGGAGUCUCCCUCACUCUGGAGUCUCCCUCACUCUGGAGUCUCCCUCAUUCUGGAGUCUCCCUCACUCUGGAGUCUCCCUCACUCUGGAGUCUCCCUCACUCUGGUGUCUCCCUCACUCUGGUGUCUCCCUCACUCUGGAGUCUCCCUCACUCUGGAGUCUCCCUCACUCUGGAGUCUCCCUCACUCUGGAGUCUCCCUCACUCUGGAGUCUCCCUCACUCUGGUGUCUCCCUCACUCUGGAGUCUCCCUCACUCUGGAGUCUCCCUCACUCUGGAGUCUCCCUCACUCUGGAGUCUCCCUCACUCUGGAGUCUCCCUCACUCUGGUGUCUCCCUCACUCUGGAGUCUCCCUCACUCUGGAGUCUCCCUCACUCUGGAGUCUCCCUCACUCUGGAGUCUCCCUCACUCUGGAGUCUCCCUCACUCUGGAGUCUCCCUCACUCUGGAGUCUCCCUCACUCUGGAGUCUCCCUCACUCUGGAGUCUCCCUCACUCUGGAGUCUCCCUCAUUCUGGAGUCUCCCUCACUCUGGAGUCUCCCUCACUCUGGUGUCUCCCUCACUCUGGUGUCUCCCUCACUCUGGUGUCUCCCUCACUCUGGUGUCUCCCUCACUCUGGUGUCUCCCUCACUCUGGUGUCUCCCUCACUCUGGUGUCUCCCUCACUCUGGUGUCUCCCUCACUCUGGUGUCUCCCUCACUCUGGUGUCUCCCUCACUCUGGUGUCUCCCUCACUCUGGUGUCUCCCUCACUCUGGUGUCUCCCUCACUCUGGUGUCUCCCUCACUCUGGAGUCUCCCUCACUCUGGAGUCUCCCUCACUCUGGAGUCUCCCUCACUCUGGAGUCUCCCUCACGCUGGUGUCUCCCUCACUCUGGAGUCUCCCUCACUCUGGUGUCUCCCUCACUCUGGUGUCUCCCUCACUCUGGUGUCUCCCUCACUCUGGUGUCUCCCUCACUCUGGUGUCUCCCUCACUCUGGAGUCUCCCUCACUCUGGUGUCUCCCUCACUCUGGUGUCUCCCUCACUCUGGUGUCUCCCUCACUCUGGUGUCUCCCUCACUCUGGAGUCUCCCUCACUCUGGAGUCUCCCUCACUCUGGUGUCUCCCUCACUCUGGUGUCUCCCUCACUCUGGUGUCUCCCUCACUCUGGUGUCUCCCUCACUCUGGUGUCUCCCUCACUCUGGUGUCUCCCUCACUCUGUGUGUCUCCCUCACUCUGGUGUCUCCCUCACUCUGGUGUCUCCCUCACUCUGGUGUCUCCCUCACUCUGGUGUCUCCCUCACUCUGGUGUCUCCCUCACUCUGGUGUCUCCCUCACUCUGGUGUCUCCCUCACUCUGGUGUCUCCCUCACUCUGGUGUCUCCCUCACUCUGGUGUCUCCCUCACUCUGGUGUCUCCCUCACUCUGGUGUCUCCCUCACUCUGGUGUCUCCCUCACUCUGGUGUCUCCCUCACUCUGGUGUCUCCCUCACUCUGGUGUCUCCCUCACUCUGGUGUCUCCCUCACUCUGGUGUCUCCCUCACUCUGGUGUCUCCCUCACGCUGGUGUCUCCCUCACUCUGGAGUCUCCCUCACUCUGGUGUCUCCCUCACUCUGGUGUCUCCCUCACUCUGGUGUCUCCCUCACUCUGGUGUCUCCCUCACUCUGGAGUCUCCCUCACUCUGGUGUCUCCCUCACUCUGGUGUCUCCCUCACUCUGGUGUCUCCCUCACUCUGGUGUCUCCCUCACUCUGGUGUCUCCCUCACGCUGGUGUCUCCCUCACUCUGGAGUCUCCCUCACUCUGGAGUCUCCCUCACUCUGGUGUCUCCCUCACUCUGGAGUCUCCCUCACUCUGGAGUCUCCCUCACUCUGGAGUCUCCCUCACUCUGGUGUCUCCCUCACUCUGGUGUCUCCCUCACUCUGGUGUCUCCCUCACUCUGGUGUCUCCCUCACUCUGGUGUCUCCCUCACUCUGGUGUCUCCCUCACUCUGGUGUCUCCCUCACUCUGGUGUCUCCCUCACUCUGGUGUCUCCCUCACUCUGGUGUCUCCCUCACUCUGGUGUCUCCCUCACUCUGGUGUCUCCCUCACGCUGGUGUCUCCCUCACUCUGGAGUCUCCCUCACUCUGGUGUCUCCCUCACUCUGGUGUCUCCCUCACUCUGGUGUCUCCCUCACUCUGGUGUCUCCCUCACUCUGGAGUCUCCCUCACUCUGGUCUUCCCUCUUUCUGA
Knipowitschia caucasica is the source of this 5667-nucleotide messenger RNA. NCBI's taxonomy places the organism in Eukaryota, Metazoa, Chordata, Actinopteri, Gobiiformes, Gobiidae. The record is from the annotation of a GenBank genome assembly.